AGACGCCUCCUUAUCGUGGAAGGUCUUGCAGCAACAGUAAAGGCAGAGAAGUGCGCGGAAGAGAUGGCCCACACUGGUGAGCAGACCACACUGCCAGAGUGGAUCGACGAAAAGUUCGUGGCUUCGUCGUUGAGAAAGGCUGAGAGUGACGAUGAUCUGCACGUGGAAUCGAUGGACAUAGCCGGGGCGGACGCUAGCGGAGGCGGUUUCCACGGCGAGAUACACCGUGUGGUGGCGAGGGUGCGCCACGGCAGCGGUCAGGCGAGGAAGCGGUCGAUGAUUGUGAAGAGUCUCAGUCGGUCAGGAGCUAGCAUGGAGGCCGCGCACAUAGGCGGCCUGUUUCUCAGGGAGACCCUCGUAUACAAGGAGAUGCUGCCCGCCGUAAGCUCUGCUCUGAAGGCCGUAGAAGGCAGCGACUGGCAGCCACUGGCUGCCAGCUGUUACCACAGCGGCUCUCUGCCCACAGAGUAUCUCGUCCUGGAGGACUUGCAGGAAUCGGGCUUCAAGGUGGCCGAGAACGGGAAACUCCUGGAUCGGGAACAGUGUUCGCUGGUUGUGAAGUGUCUGGCGCGCCUGCACGCUGCCUCUCUUUUGUUCGCAGGCCACGAGUCCCUCGCUGGUCCCACGUUCAAAACCCAUCCAUUGCACCUAGAGGGAGCUAAGGAUUUCUUCCGGACCUACACGCACAAGGCUUUCGCAGCAGUGGCGGAAAAUCUGGGAAAGCAUACCGGUUAUGAGAAAUACGCAACCAAAUACAGAGAGCUGAGUGCUGACAUUUUCGACAGGGUGGAACAUGCGGUGUCUUCUGUGACACCGGUGCUGGUGGUUCUGCUUCACGGCGACGCGUGGAAGAACAACCUCAUGUUCAGAUACAGCGGUGACCACGUGACAGACGUCAGAAUCAUCGAUUUCCAAAAUUGCUUCUGGGGGACACCAGCUUUCGACCUUCAACACUUCCUGUACAGCAGCGGCGGCGAGGAAGUUCAUCGGCACCACUUCGACCAGCUGCUGUCUGAAUACCAUGCGACGCUGCAGACCUCGCUGCGCGCCUUGGGUUUCCACGAGCAGGCGGACGCCUUCCCGCUGCGGCAGCUGCUGAGGGACAUGGACGAUCUGGCAAUCCACGGGGUGGGCAUGUCCGUGGUGGCGGCCUCCAUCAUCCUCGCACCGGAGUUCAUCCCAGAAGACGCCGAGGAAGCAGUUAGCGAUGCCUCCACCAGUGACGCGUACUUCCAGCGCUGCACCAGCAACUCCAAAUUCAUGUCCCACAUGGAAUUCCUGGCUCCAGUCCUGGAAAGAAAGGGCGCAUUGUGAUCAGAAAACUAUGUAUACUACAUCUUCAAUGUACAGACUGUGUGCUUUGAAAACUGUUUCUUCAUUAAAUAAUUGUGGUUUUGUUAC
Schistocerca piceifrons (Central American locust) is the source of this 1401-nucleotide messenger RNA. RefSeq lists its product as uncharacterized. NCBI's taxonomy places the organism in Eukaryota, Metazoa, Arthropoda, Insecta, Orthoptera, Acrididae. The transcript has 3 exons. Bases 64 to 1314 code for a protein of 416 amino acids. The record is from RefSeq and is a predicted model, not a curated record.